UAUUUUGUAUAACGGUUUAUAAUUUCGUUAUUCGAUUUCAAUAAAAUGGGCAGGACAUUUAUUGACUAUUUGUUCUUCCACGACUAAUUACUAUGUACGCCCAACAAAGGAGAAAAAUGCUCAUAAUGGGGCACUACAAGUUCACAGGCGAUGUCCUAGGCCAAGGAAACUUCGGCAAGGUGGAGGUUGCCCAACAUACUGUCCUGAAUAUUAAGGUGGCGGCCAAAAUAAUAGAUAUGAACAAAAUAAAAAUGGAUUACGUCUUUCACCACCUUUAUCGAGAAGCAGUGUGCUUGUCAAAGCUCAACCACCCCUGUAUAGUUGCCCUCUAUGAAACGUUACAGGGUCCAAACAACCUGUAUUAUUUAAUGAUGGAGCUGGCAACGGGCGUGGACCUCGGAGAUCUCAUCCGGAUGCAGCACACCGGGCAAUUAGAAGAGAAACGGGCGAAAACUUUUACUAGACAGUUUGCGUCCGCCCUGGCACACAUGCACAAUUUAGGCGUCGUGCACAGGGACUUGAAACUUGAAAACGUUAUGUUAAAUUCAUUGCACACUCAAAUAAAAAUUGUCGACUUCGGAUUAAGCAGCAUUUGGUCCUACGAUUCUCCAUUAAAGACCCACUGCGGAUCACCAGAAUACGCAGCACCGGAAUUAUUCCUUGCUAAUACACAAUAUGGACCAGAAGUAGAUAUGUGGAGCUUGGGAAUUAUUGUGUAUGCAAUGGUAAAUGGACAUCUCCCAUUUCAAGAAAAGAGCUACAUAGUAUCCGCCCAGCCACGUCGCCAACAAUUAAUAGCCGACAUAUCUCGAGGACUAUCUGAGAACCAAAAGAGAUUGAUUAGCCACUUUACUCUAGAUUUUCAAAGUUGUUUGCUUGGUUUAUUGAACAUUGAUUCAAAUAGAAGACUAAACGUCAAAGAAUUAUUGCAACAUGCAUGGAUUACUGAAAAUGGAAAAAAAGUAAUUCUGACCAAUCCUUUAUUAAGCUUGACUCAUUCACGUCAGGCUAAAAUAUUAAAAGAUAUAAGUAAUAUGACAAAAAUUGAUUUAAAUCAAGUGAUUCAGUUUAUCAAAGAAGACUCGCUAAGCAAAGUUGCCGUUAUGUACCGUAUAUUAGCUCAUAGGCACAAACUAAAAGAAUUAAAGGGAGAUGGCGUAAGCAGACUUGCGACUAGUCAUGAUGGAGAUUGCAACAAUCUAGAAGAGAUAAGGAAGAAUGGCGAAGUCAAUAACAAAGAUCCUAAGAAGCUGCCAUCACUAAAGGGGAUUGAUUACCGACAAUAUCAAUCGGUGACCAUGAGACGAAAGGCGUAUUCAGCAACGUUAAACCGAAAACAUAUUAAGAAAAACCAAAUUGAAUUAAAAGCAUCGACUGCAGGACCACACAAGAAAUCGAAUAAUAACACCGUAUAUGGGUUGGGAGCAUUGAAUCGCCGAAACAGUAACAAAAUAAACGAACUUAUUGAAGUGGCCGUCUUCAGACCUGAAGCUUCUAGACCUCCAACACGAAAAAAGGAACAUCAGGAAACAGCUGUUCCACAAAACACCAAGUCAAAUCAUAAGUCCAAAGGAUCUGACGUCGAAUUAUAUAGAAAGUCAUAUGAUAAACCAAUGGUAAUUAGACCAGGAAGUCGUAAAAAGUCCGAUGGUCCCAAGCGUUCAGAUGCCAAAACAAUUCAAAAGAAAUCGAAAGACCAUAGGCCUGCUACCUGCAUUCCAGUCAAAUCAUCCCAACUGGAGGAAGAGAAAUCGUUUGACUACCGCAAUAUACAAUCAACUACUCUUCGAAGAAUGGCAUAUUCGGCCACAGUGAAAAACAAAAAUCAGAGGAAAGCAAGAAAAUCCUGUGCUGUGGAAAAUUUAAAACGUGAUGGAAAGGAUACGUACGUCCAUAAAACUUUGAAAAGGAAAACAACCGAAAUUCACGACCCACUGCCGGACUCCAAACAACGAAUAAAUGCAAGACAACAUUCCCCUGCAGCAAACAAUCAUCGAUCAAAUACCAUACCUGUACGAAAACUUAGUAGUGGCAACGAAGCACUAAAAAUAAUUUCAAGAGAAGCAGUUAUAGCUAGAGCGCAAUUAAGGUAUUAUCAAGAAGGAUCGGAUAAAGAAAAACAUACAGAUUCUGACCAAAAAAGGAUUAAGUCAAAACAAGGGUUUUCAGUAACUAAAGCCCAGCGGAGACUUGGCGUUAGUUUAAAACGUAAUGCAAAGGAAGGCGCAUUUGGUAAAGGCCGUUUGAAAGGAAAAUGCUUCAUUGAAAAUCAAGAACGAUCAACGAACAACAAAAAACAAAGAAGUCUCGAAGAUGCUCAACGGGCGAAAUCAAGACAACUCUUUUCGGGAACUAAGGUUCCAAGAUCCAAGAUACCCAGCCGAAAAAAUAACAUGACAGAAACUUUAAAAUGUGAUUCAAAAGACACGUUCAUUAGUCAGACACAUUUGAAAAUGAAAACAUCCAUUGAAAACAAAGAAGUUAUGUCCAUUAAAAAUAAGCAAUCAUUUACGAUCUGUUCAGACAUUCCAAAAAGGCUUAAAUCAAGAAAAUUAUAUUCCGGCACAAAGAACGUACGAUCCUCAAGGAAACAUUGUGUUAAAGGCUUAGAGGCAGCACUCCGAUAUAUCAGACAAACGCCUACAAAAUCGAAUUCAAGUCAGGAGAUUGGAGCUUGUGGUGAAGGGGCUACAACGCAGACAUCUUCGAAAACAUAAUAAAUGUCAAUAUUAGAAUAUAUAUUAUUUUUAAUAUACAUAUUUAUAGUACAUAAAAUAUACAAAUUAAAUUAAAAAUGUUGCUUUUAAGACAUA
Molecule: messenger RNA, 2813 nt
Organism: Aethina tumida (small hive beetle)
Lineage: Eukaryota; Metazoa; Arthropoda; Insecta; Coleoptera; Nitidulidae
Product: hormonally up-regulated neu tumor-associated kinase homolog A
Exons: 15
Coding region: 93-2717 (874 amino acids)
Biological process (GO): protein phosphorylation; intracellular signal transduction
Cellular component (GO): cytoplasm
Molecular function (GO): ATP binding; protein serine/threonine kinase activity
Source: RefSeq, a predicted model, not a curated record